CUAUACGUGAAUUGUACACGUGUGUGUGUACACGUACGUGUUUAAAAAUAAUGAUAAAUCGUUAAAAACAAACUAGCUAUAUAAUGAUUAUCAUACUCCUUUGGAUAUUGCUACUGUUGCUCUCUAUAGCCGUCGCUUUGUUUGUUUGUUUGCGACAUUGGCUGCAAAACAAGAAAAAGAAAUUGCAUGCAUCGACAUCAGAUAAUAGGGUUUAUGUUGGCAUUUUCCAUCCCUACUGCAACUCGGGGGGUGGUGGCGAGCGUGUCUUAUGGUGCGCCGUGCGUGCUUUGCAGGAAAAAUACCCCAAGGCCAAGAUGGUUAUCUACACGGGAGACAUAGACGCGUCCCCAAAUUCCAUACUGGAGAAAGCCAAGAAUGUCUUUAACAUUGCGCUUGAUAGCGACAACGUAGAGUUUGUGUUUUUGAAGCAACGCAACUGGAUAGAGUCCAAAACCUAUCCGCACUUUACGUUAUUGGGCCAAAGCCUGGGAUCGAUGGUGUUGGGAUUAGAAGCACUUUGCAAGUUCCCUCCGGAUAUCUUUAUUGAUACCAUGGGAUACGCUUUUACUUUUCCUCUCUUCCGAUAUUUGGUUCAGGCUAAAAUUGGAGCCUAUGUGCAUUAUCCAGUGAUCAGCACCGACAUGCUGAGGAGAGUGCAAAGCCGGCAAUUGGCACACAACAACAAAAAAUACGUGGCGAGAAAUCCAUUCCUGACAUGGGCCAAAUUGGCCUACUACCGCUUGUUCUCCAAAAUGUAUAGAUGGAUGGGACGUUGCGCUGACACAAUUAUGGUAAAUUCCACAUGGACUGAGAAUCACAUACUUCAAUUAUGGGAUGUGCCUUUCAAAACGCAUCGCGUAUAUCCUCCCUGUGAAGUGAGCCAUCUUAAGAAUCUGCCGCACUCGGAGAAAAACGAUGAAGUUAUCAUCUUAUCUGUGGGACAGUUUCGCCCGGAAAAAGAUCAUCCACUGCAACUGCAAGCUAUGUAUGAGCUAAGAACUCUGCUGGCACAAGAGGAAUCCCUCUGGAACAAGAUACGACUAGUCAUUGUGGGCUCCUGCCGGAAUAAAGAUGACUACGACAGGCUGAAAAACAUGGAAGACUUAUCAAAGCACUUGUCGCUGGAGAACUGUGUUCAAUUUCAUGUGAAUGUUUCCUAUGACGAUCUUUUGAGACUAUUUCAAAGUGCUCAUAUUGGCAUACAUACCAUGUGGAAUGAACAUUUUGGAAUUGGAAUUGUUGAAUGUAUGGCAGCUGGUCUCAUAAUGGUGGCUCAUAGAUCUGGAGGUCCUCUACUCGACAUCAUUGAGACCUCUGAAGGCAGUCAAAACGGAUUUCUCGCAACUGAUGCAGUUGAGUAUGCGGAAAAUAUAUUGAAUAUAAUUCUUGAUUCGUUUGACACGAAUAGAAUAAGGAAUGCGGCACGAUCAUCGGUGGAAAGAUUUUCUGAACAAGAAUUUGAAAAAGGCUUUUUACGAGCUACUUCAACCUUGUUUACAGACGCAUAAACCAACAAGGAAGAGUAUUUCGAAACGGGAAGAGAUCCAGUCUACCCUAGUAGGACGUAGAACAUAAAUAAUUAGGGCAUUAAGCCCCAACCGUUAAA
This is a messenger RNA of Drosophila subobscura, 1606 nucleotides long. It is a transcript of the gene Alg11, whose product is annotated as GDP-Man:Man(3)GlcNAc(2)-PP-Dol alpha-1,2-mannosyltransferase. Gene Ontology annotation, cellular component: endoplasmic reticulum membrane. Gene Ontology annotation, biological process: protein N-linked glycosylation. Gene Ontology annotation, molecular function: GDP-Man:Man(3)GlcNAc(2)-PP-Dol alpha-1,2-mannosyltransferase activity. The record is from RefSeq and is a predicted model, not a curated record. Lineage: Eukaryota; Metazoa; Arthropoda; Insecta; Diptera; Drosophilidae. The transcript is spliced from 5 exons. The coding region runs from base 84 to 1508 and encodes 474 amino acids.